AUGAUAAAAGUGAAGGUCAAAGCAGAUAAUUACUCUGGGAGAAAUAGAUGGUGGUCGAGACGGCACAAGGGCGGAUUCAUUUGCAAAGAAGCCAGCAGACGAGUUCCGAGUCAAAAGGAAGAAGCCUUGAGCGUGGAUAAACUGUUGAGUAUGGAAGAGAGCGAGGAUCUCAAGAAAAAGUCUGCAAGUAUCGUGAGCGCCGCACUUCAAGAUGAAGAGAGAAAGUAG
Botrytis fragariae is the source of this 228-nucleotide messenger RNA. RefSeq lists its product as uncharacterized. The record is from RefSeq and is a predicted model, not a curated record. The coding region runs from base 1 to 228 and encodes 75 amino acids. NCBI's taxonomy places the organism in Eukaryota, Fungi, Ascomycota, Leotiomycetes, Helotiales, Sclerotiniaceae. The transcript is spliced from 2 exons.